AUGGCCUUGGCGCGCUUCAUGGGGUCCUCGGACUUGAAGAUGCCGCUGCCGACGAAGACGCCGUCCAUGCCGAGCUGCAUCAUGAGCGCCGCGUCCGCAGGUGUCGCGACGCCGCCGGCGGCGAAGUUGACGACGGGGAGCUUGCCCGUCUUCGCGCACUCGGCGACGAGGUGGUAG
Molecule: messenger RNA, 177 nt
Organism: Aureococcus anophagefferens
Lineage: Eukaryota; Pelagophyceae; Pelagomonadales; Pelagomonadaceae
Exons: 1
Coding region: 1-177 (58 amino acids)
Source: RefSeq, a predicted model, not a curated record